Molecule: messenger RNA, 15525 nt
Organism: Xenopus tropicalis (tropical clawed frog)
Lineage: Eukaryota; Metazoa; Chordata; Amphibia; Anura; Pipidae
Gene: fat3
Product: FAT atypical cadherin 3
Exons: 29
Coding region: 568-14409 (4613 amino acids)
Biological process (GO): cell morphogenesis; neuron migration; animal organ morphogenesis
Cellular component (GO): plasma membrane; membrane; neuron projection
Molecular function (GO): calcium ion binding
Source: RefSeq, a predicted model, not a curated record
ACUUUGCUUGGCCCCUUUUCUCCUUCUUUUAUGUCUCGGGGAUGGGAAUUCCAGGCUCUGCCCCUCGGUACUAGCGCUCCCAACUCCUCACAGCAUUGUCUCAGCACUCAUUCUAUAUGUGUGUCACAUCCCAGCCCCUUCUCCCCUUCUCCUCCUCCUCCUCCUCCUCCCAUGCUGCCCUUCCCCCAGCCUUCACUCUGCCCCAGCUCCAAUUCACAUUUUCCCCCAUAGCACAUGAGUAAGGUGACGGCAAGUUUCCCAAGCAGCCUGUCCCCCACUGACAACUUAACUGCCCCCUUUACCAGCUUGGGGGGCAAAGCCUGACGCUUUCUAUUUUUUGGCAUUAUUUUUUUUUUUCCUAUUUAUUGGUUUGAAGUAAAAUGCUGCGGAGCUAAGUGAGCUUGGUGGGUUCUAUUCUGGUUACCUUGGUAGCGUAUAGCUGGAGGAUGGAGGGGCUUGACUGAGAGGUUUUGCGGAGGCAAUUCUGCCCCAUAGAGGAUGUGCACUCAUGGCUUGGACAUUAGGGUCUGUCACUUACAGUAGUGCCAAGGAUGAAAACAUGAGGGAAUGGCUAUGAAAAUGGACAUCUUGGGAGGCACAGUGGCCUCUCAUUCCAGCAUUGGCCUGUUGUUCCUAAAUCUGCUUUGCCACCUCUGCCUAUGCGAUGGUCUCCAAGGAUCCUCGGCUCAGAUCUUUCAGUUUACCCACCCCGUUUACAAUGCGACGGUUUACGAGAAUUCGGCUGCAAGGACCUAUCUCAACAGUCAAACCAAAAUUGGCAUUAAGUUAGCCAACAUUUCGUGGGAUAUCAAAUAUAGGAUCAUGUCAGGGGACGAGGAAGGGUUCUUCAAAGCAGAAGAAGUUGUCAUUGGAGACUUUUGCUUUUUAAGAAUUAGAACAAAAGGUGGGAACUCCGCUAUACUGAACAGAGAAAUCCAGGACAACUAUUUAUUAACAAUAAAGGCUUCGGUGAGAGGAGAAGACCUAGAAGCUUGGACAAAAGUAAGUGUACAAGUCUUGGACAUGAAUGACUUAAGACCUUUAUUCUCCCCCACAACAUACUCUGUGACAAUAGCAGAAAGUACUCCAAUACGGACUAGCAUUGCCCAAGUUACAGCCACCGAUGCCGAUAUUGGAUCCAAUGGGGAAUUCUAUUAUUAUUUCAAGAACAAAGUAGAUCUGUUCUCUGUUCAUCCCACUAGCGGAGUCGUGUCACUGAGCGGACGUUUGAAUUAUGAUGAAAAAAACAGAUACGACCUGGAGGUCUUGGCUGUAGACCGUGGCAUGAAACUGUAUGGGAACAAUGGCGUCAGCAGCACCGCUAAACUCUACGUUCAUAUUGAACGUAUUAAUGAACACGCUCCCACAGUCACUGUGGUGAGCCACAUUCCUUCAGUUCUUGACACUGAUCCAACCUAUGCCGUUGUUACCAUCGAUGACGCUGACGAGGGAGCUAAUGGUGAGAUUGAAGCCAUAACGAUACUAACAGGCGAUCCACUAGAUCAGUUUAUAUUGGUCAAAGAGGGAAAAUGGAUUAACGAGUAUAAAAUAAAACAAAAAGCUCCCAUUGAAUGGGACAGUUUUCCAUUUGGCCACAACAUUACUCUACAAGCAAGAGACAAAGGAUCACCUCAAAAGUUUUCCGACAUUAAAAAAGUGCAUAUCCCUAGCCCCAAAAAAGAUGUGGAGAAGUCUAAGUUUGAAAAAGAUGUCUAUGAAGUUACAGUCAGUGAAUUCUCCCCUCCUGGAGUUGCAGUAGCGGUGGUGAAAGUCCAACCCGAGCCCAUCUCUGUGGAAUACAGUAUAUCUGAAAGUCAACACUCGGAAUAUUUCAAGAUCAAUGCCAGGACAGGAUUAAUUACCACCGCUCGCCAUCUAAACAUCUAUGGGAUAGACAAAUAUGAACUGGAGGUCAAACAAAAAGGCAACGAUGUGUCAGCUCAGGUCAUUGUGAGGUUGGAAGAUGCCAAUGAUAACAUUCCAGAGUUCCAACAAGCCUUCUAUGAGGCAUUUGUCAAUGAAAGUGUUCCCGUUGGCACUAGCGUUUUAACGAUUUCAGCCUUCGACAAAGACUUAGGAGAAAACGGUUACAUCACCUACAACAUUGCAAGCUUGAAUGUGCUGCCAUUUACCAUAAACCAGUUUACUGGAACAAUUAGUACGUCUGAUGUUUUGGAUUUUGAAUCCUCUCCCGAAAGCUACAGGUUCAUUGUGAGAGCAUCGGACUGGGGGUCCCCAUACCGCCACGAGAGUGAAGUAAAUGUUACCGUACAUGUAGGCAACGUUAAUGACAAUAAGCCAUUGUUUGAAAAAGUAGCUUGUCAGGGAGUUAUACCUUUUGACUUUCCAACGGGCGGGCACAUAACUGCCGUCUCAGCCAUAGACGUAGAUGAACUGGAACUUGUUAAGUAUAAAAUCAUUUCUGGAAAUGAACAAGGAUACUUCUACUUAAAUCCAGAUUCUGGGGUUUUACAGCUUAAAAAAUCUUUUAUCAACUCUGGUCUGAGAAACAGUAACUUUGCCCUGAGGAUCACUGCGACUGAUGGUGAAACCUUUGCAGAUCCUAUGUACGUUAAUAUAACUGUUGUACAUGGCAAGGUAUCUUCUAAGAGUUUUAUUUGUAAAGAAACCAGAGUGGCCCAAAAAUUAGCUGAAAAACUUCUGAAAAAAACCAAAGCCAACGCCAAGUUGAAUUAUGAAGAUAGUUUGUUCGAUUACUACUCUAUAAACAGGCAGCCUCCUCAGUUCGAUAAAUCCUUCCCUUCAGAUGUGUCUGUGAAAGAGGACCUUCCUGUGGGAUCUCCCAUACUUCUCAUCAGAGCCACCGAUGCAGAUUCUGGGUUUAAUGGAAAGGUUCUUUACACCAUAUCUGAUGGCAACAUGGACAGUUGUUUCAACAUUGACAUGGAAACUGGGCAACUCAAAGUCAUGAUGCCGAUGGAUCGAGAAACCACUGAUAGGUAUAUACUUAAUAUUACGGUUUACGAUUUAGGUAAUCCGCAGAGGUCUUCAUGGCGGUUGUUGACCAUACAUGUCAACGAUGCAAAUGAUAACAGCCCGGUGUUCUUAGAAGGAAGUUAUUCAGCUAAUACUUUAGAAAGUACUAGUAUAGGGACGGAAUUAAUUCAAGUUGAAGCUCGAGAUAAAGAUCUUGGUCCAAAUGGGGAGGUGACUUACUCGAUUUUAACAGACACAAACAAGUUUGCAAUUAACAGCUCGAGUGGGGUUGUGUAUGUAGCAGACCAACUGGACAGGGAGCUGGUUCCAAACUACACCUUGAAAAUUGAAGCAAGAGACAAAGCAGAAAACGGGCAACAAUUAUUUUCGGUGGUUACUCUUUCAGUCUAUCUAGACGACGUCAAUGAUUGCGCCCCAGUCUUCAUACCUUCUAGUUACACUGCUAAGGUUCUUGAAGACCUUCCUGUUGGAACUGUCAUAUCAUGGUUUGAAACUCAAGAUCCCGACCUUGGCCUUGGAGGCCAAGUACGGUACUCUCUGGUAAACGACUACAACGGAAGGUUUGAAAUCGAUAAAACCAGCGGCGCCAUUCGCUUGAACAAAGAGCUGGACUACGAGAAGCAACAGUUCUACAACUUGACAGUGCGUGCCAAGGAUAAGGGACGCCCCGUGUCUCUCUCGUCUGUCUCGUUUGUGGAAGUGGAAGUAGUGGAUGUUAAUGAGAACCUCCAUACCCCUUACUUUCCUGAUUUUGCUGUCACUGGAUCUAUAAAGGAAAACUCUCGUAUUGGAACGAGCGUUUUGCAAGUUGUGGCCAAGGACGAAGACAGCGGGAGGGAUGGCGAGAUACAGUACUCCAUACGAGACGGGAGUGGCUUGGGGCGCUUUAGCAUCGAUGAAGAAACUGGGAUUAUUUACACAGCGGAUAUACUGGAUAGAGAGACAACCCAAUCAUAUUGGCUAACAAUUUACGCAACUGAUCGGGCGGUUGUCCCACUCUUCUGCACUAUAGAAGUUUACAUCGAAGUGGAAGAUGUCAAUGACAAUGCCCCUCUGACUUCAGAGCCCAUCUACUACCCAUCUGUGGUGGAGAAUUCUCCAAAAGAUGUAUCCGUUCUUCAGAUUCAAGCUGUAGAUCCGGACUCCAACUCAAGCGAUAAGUUAACUUACCGCAUCACAAGUGGGAACCCACAAAAUUUUUUCGCCAUCAAUCCAAAAACAGGCCUUAUUACCACGACUUCAAGGAAACUGGAUCGUGAACAGCAAGCAGAGCAUUUUCUGGAGGUAACAGUCAGCGAUGGGGGACCUUCCUCUAAACAGUCAACCGUUUGGCUGGUCAUCGAGGUCUUGGAUGAGAACGAUAACAAGCCUCAGUUCCCGGAGAAAGUCUAUCAGAUCAAGCUGCCUGAAAGAGACCGUAAAAAAAGAGGGGAACCCAUUUACAGAGCCUUUGCCUUCGACAAGGAUGAAGGCCCCAAUGCUGAGAUCUCUUACAGCAUCGUUGACGGGAACGAGGAUGGAAAAUUUUUUAUUGACCCUAAAACUGGCAUGGUUUCUUCCAGAAAGCAGUUUGCAGCCGGAAGUUACGACAUUCUGACAAUAAAAGCCGUAGAUAACGGGCGCCCCCAGAAAUCUUCCACCGCCCGACUGCACAUUGAAUGGAUUAAGAAACCACCACCAUCGCCUAUUCCUCUAACCUUUGACGAGCCAUUCUACAACUUCACUGUCAUGGAAAGCGACAAGGUCACUGAAAUUGUAGGCGUGGUGACCGUGCAGCCUUCAAACAUACCCCUCUGGUUUGAUGUGGAAGGUGGCAAGCAUGCACGGGAGAUGUUCUAUAUUCUGCAGACAGCUUGUGGGCACAACUGCUCAACAGAAGGUGGAAACACAGACAGCAUCUUUGACAUUGAAAAAGGAGUAGGCACCAUUGUCAUUGCAAAGCCCCUCGACGCCGAGCUCCGAUCCACGUAUAACAUGACCAUAGAGGUUACCGAUGGAACAAAUAUCGCUAGCACCCAGGUUUUUAUUAGAGUUCUUGACAAUAAUGAUAACGGCCCUGAGUUUUCCCAGUCAAAUUACAAUGCUGUUAUCUCCGAAGACAUUCUGGCAGAUACAGAAAUUUUGCACAUCAAAGCCACGGAUAAGGAUGAAACCCACAAGCUGAGUUAUAUUAUCCAUAGCAGCAUCGAUCCCGUCAGCAUGAAGAAGUUCAGAAUUGACCCCAGUACCGGCGUGCUCUAUACAGCUGAGAGGCUCGAUCAUGAAGCCCAGGCCCAUCAUAUACUCACAGUAAUGGUGAAAGACCAAGAAUUUCCUUACCGGCGUAACUUAGUUCGAGUGACCAUCACAGUGGAGGAUGCGAAUGACCACAGCCCGUACUUCACCAGCCCAUUGUACGAAGCGUCCAUAUUUGAGUCGGCUGCCAUUGGCUCAGCAGUUAUACAAGUGACGGCUCUGGACAGAGAUAAAGGGGAAAAUGCAGAGCUGAUUUACUCAAUAGAAUCAGGAAACACUGGGAACACGUUCAAAAUUGAACCCGUUUUGGGAAUCAUCAGCGUUUCCAAAGAACCUGAGAUGCCAACGUCGGGGCAGUUUGUGCUGUCGGUAAAAGUGAUUGAUCGGGGAAGCCCGCCGCUUUCUGCCGCUGCCAUUGUGAGGAUUUCCUUGACCAUGUCGGAUAAUUCUCACCCCAAGUUUACGCAGAGUGAAUAUCAGGCUGAAAUUCAUGAAAAAGUGCACAUUGGAACAUCUGUUGUCAUGGUUUCUGCCAUUAGCCAGUCGACGUUGAUUUAUGAGAUUAAAGUUGGAAAUAUGGAAGGGGCCUUUACCAUAAACCCAUACUCUGGAGUUAUAACUACCCAGAAAGCACUUGACUUUGAGAAAAUAUCCUCCUAUCAACUUACCGUUCAAGCCACUAACAUGGCUGGCAUGGCUUCCAACACCACCACGAACAUUCAGAUUCUUGAUGAGAACGAUAACGCUCCGGUUUUCCUCAGUUCCCAGUACGUUGGAAGCAUCAGUGAAGCUGCUCCCAUUAACAGCAUAGUGCGCAGCUCGGACAACAGUCCCCUAGUCAUCAAGGCAAGUGAUGCAGAUAGCAACCAGAAUGCCUUGCUUGUCUAUCAGAUUGUCGAAUCAACUGCUAAAAAGUAUUUUACAGUAGACUCCAGCACUGGCGCUAUUAGAACAAUAGCAUAUUUGGACCACGAGACUAUAUCGUUCUUCCAUUUUCACGUCCACGUAAGAGACAGUGGAAGUCCUCAGCUCACAGCAGAAAACCCUGUUCAGGUUACAAUAGAAGUAACCGAUGUCAACGACAAUCCUCCAGUAUUCACCGAGGCUGUGUUUGAGACAACAAUGCUGCUACCUACGUAUGUUGGAGUUGAAGUUCUUCAGGUUAGUGCUAGAGAUCCAGAUUCAGCAAUUCCACCAGAGUUAACGUAUUCUGUAACAGAAGGCAACAUGUACCAUUUCAUAAUCGAUUCCAUCACCGGCAUUAUUACAGUACGAAAUAGCAGUUUGUCUAAGGAUCAUUACAUGCUCAUGGUCAAAGUGUCUGAUGGGAAAUUUUAUAGCACUGCCAUUGUGACUAUAAUGGUCAAAGAAGCUCUGGACAGUGGCUUGUAUUUCACCCAAGACUUUUAUUCGACAUCAAUAGCAGAGAAUAGCACUAAUAUCACCAAGGUGGCAGUUGUGAAUGCUGUAGGCCAUCAUCUCAACGAGCCCUUAAGAUAUACAAUACUUAACCAGGGAAACAAGUUCAAGAUCAAGGCAACUUCUGGAGUCAUUCAAACCACCGGGAUAUCAUUCGAUCGAGAAGAGCAAGAGCUGUACGAGUUAGUGGUAGAAGCCAGUCGUGAAAGCGACCACUUGCGUGUUGCCCGGGUUGUUGUUAAAGUUAACAUUGAGGAUAUAAAUGACAACGCUCCUGUUUUUGUAGGCCUCCCCUACUAUGCUGCUGUACAAGUUGAUGCUGAGCCUGGGACUCUCAUAUACAAAGUAAACGCUAUUGAUAAAGAUAAAGGUAGGAACGGAGAGGUGACCUUCUUCCUACAUGACGACUACGGCCAUUUUGAAAUUGAUAAAUAUAAUGGCAGUGUCACAUUGAGUAAGACUUUUGAUUCAGAUCUGUCUAACAUAGAAUACAUGUUGCUGAUAAAUGCUAAAGAUCAGGGGGAUCCUUCUCUGUCGGCUUCAGUCGAACUCCCAGUUACUAUUGUUAACAAAGCAAUGCCGGUAUUUGCCAAAGCCUUCUAUACGGCCUCUGUAAAUGAAGAUGUGGAAAUGCACACUCCAAUUUUAAGCAUUAAUGCAACCAGCCCCGAAGGCCAAGGGAUUAUUUACACUAUUGUUGACGGCGAUCCAUACAACCAGUUUAACAUUGAUUUUGAUACUGGGGUACUAAGUGUGGUAAGCCCAUUAGAUUAUGAGCUAAACCCAUCCUUUAAACUGACAGUUAGAGCAAGUGAUUCUCUGACUAGUGCACGGGCAGAAGUUAUUGUGGACAUUAGUAUCAAUGAUGUUAACGACAAUGCCCCGGUUUUUCAGUUUCCGUCGUACAACGCAACCCUCUCCGAAAGCUCGCUCAUUGGCACGCCUGUUUUACAAGUCGUUGCUACCGAUGCAGACUCUGAAAACAAUAAGAUUAUACGAUAUCAAAUAGUCCAAGACCUUUUUAACAACACGGAUUCGUUUCACAUUGAUAGCACCAGUGGCUUAAUACUAACAGCUCGGUUGUUGGACCAUGAGGUCCUACAGCAAAGCCACCUGAAGAUCAGAGCAACGGAUAAUGGAUUCCCCUCUCUCAGUAGUGAGGUUCUGGUCACAAUCUACAUAACAGACCUGAAUGACAAUCCACCCGUAUUUAAUCAGCUGAUUUAUGAAUCCUAUGUAAGUGAACUUGCUCCCAGGGGGCACUUUGUGACCUGUGUGCAAGCAUCGGAUGCAGACAGCACCGAUGUUGAUCGACUGGAGUACAGUAUUUUAUCUGGAAAUGACCGUGUCAACUUUGUUAUGGAUAGCAAAAGUGGGGUCAUCACUCUUUCUAACCAUCGCAAACAACGGAUGGAACCAAUGCACAGCUUAAAUAUCUCUGUUUCAGAUGGGCUAUUUACAAGCACAGCUCAAGUCCAUGUCAAGAUUCUCGGCGCUAAUCUGUUCAGUCCAGUUUUCGCGCAGAGUGUCUAUGUGACAGAGGUUCGAGAAAAUGCUGCCGUCGGAACCAAAGUCAUUUAUGUAAAAGCCACCGAUGGAGACUCCGGGAUAUAUGGGCAUGUCACCUACACAAUCAUAAAUGACUUGGCCAAAAAUAGAUUCUUCAUCGACAGCUUGGGUCAGAUUGUGACCACAGAGAAACUUGAUCGAGAGAAUCCACUGGAAAGAGAUAUAAGCAUAUCUCUCAGAGCUCUUGAUGGUGGUGGAAGAGCUGCUUUCUGCACUGUGCAAGUGAUUCUGGUGGAUGAAAAUGACAAUGCCCCACAAUUCAAAGCUACAGAGUACCGUGCCAGUGUCAAAGCAGAUGUAGAAAAGGGCCACCUUGUAACACAGGUCCAAGCCAUUGACACGGAUGAUGGGGCAAACUCGAGGAUUACCUAUUCGCUCUACAGUGAGGCUUCUGUGUCAGUAGCUGAUCUGCUCGAAAUCGAUCCAGACAAUGGUUGGAUGGUUACAAAAGGAAAUUUUAACCAGCUGGAAAAUACAGUCCUUUCUUUCUUUGUAAAAGCUGUAGAUGGCGGCAUUCCAAUGAAGCACUCUCUCAUCCCCGUCUAUAUUCAUGUAGUACCUUCUGAAACCGUUUUACCGGCCUUCAUCCAACCGCAAUACACAUUUAUGGUUCCUGAAGAUUCUUUAAUCGGAACUACAAUUGGCUUAUUUCAGAUCAACCCGAUCCAAUUUGUGACAUUUAAUAUAGUCAACGGGGAACUUGCUGAAAACAACAAGAAUGGCAUUUUUGUCAUUGAUAGAGAAACGGGAGUAUUAAAGCUCGAUAAAAAAGUUGACCAUGAAUUGGUUCCUGUGUUCAUUUUCAAAGUCGCUGCGUCUGUACCCUUAGAUAUGGUUGAUAUUUUUAUAACCGUUGAUGUAGAGGUGAAGAUUUUGGAUUUAAAUGACAACAAGCCAGUAUUUGUCUCCUCCUACUAUGAAGCUGUCAUAAUGGAAGGUAUGCCCAUUGGAACUAAUAUUAUCCAAGUUAAAGCAACUGAUGCCGAUUGGGGAGCUAACGGCCAGGUAACAUAUAGUCUAGUUCCGGAAAGAGAAGAAGACAAAAUCUUGGAAACCUUUACCAUUGACUCCAACAGUGGAUGGAUUAGCACACUCAAGGACAUGGACCAUGAAAAGCAUCCUACUUACAUGUUUACAGUGGUGGCAUCUGACCUUGGAGAAACCUUGUCCCUUUCGUCAACGGCAAUUGUAUCUGUGACUGUCACUGAUGUUAAUGACAAUGGGCCUGUGUUUGAACAUGAAGUGUACAAGGGUUCUGUGAAAGAAAGCGACACCCCAGGAGAGGUGGUGGCAGUGCUCAGUACGUGGGACGAAGACACAUCUGAGGUUAACCGUCAAGUGAGCUACCAUAUCACAGGAGGGAAUCCCAAAGGGAAAUUUGCCUUGGGGUUAAUACAGAACGAAUGGAAGGUGUAUGUCAAGAGGCCUUUGGAUCGGGAGGAACAAGACCUGUAUCUUCUCAAUAUUACGGCAACUGAUGGUCUUUACGUAUCUCAGAUGGCGGUGGAGGUGAUGGUCAUUGAUGUGAAUGAUAACAGCCCAGUUUGUGAACAGGUAGCAAAUUUUGCAUCAUUUCCAGAAGACAUCCCUCCUAAUAAGAUGAUUAUGAAGAUUAGUGCCAGAGAUGCAGACAUUGGGGCCAAUGCAGAAAUCCAUUACUCUCUUCAUGGACCGGGCUCUGAUCACUUUUACUUAGACUCUGAGACCGGUGAGUUGAAAACCUUGUUGCCGUUGGACAGAGAAACAGUCCCGGUGUACAACCUGUAUGCCCGAGCCACCGACGGGGGAGGAAGAUAUUGCCAGUCUGAAAUCCGUUUAAUCCUCGAAGAUGUCAACGAUAACCCCCCUAUGUUUUCAUCAGAACAUUAUAGCGCGAGUGUCUAUGAGAACACGGUCACUAAAACGCUGCUAACGAGGGUACAGGCCAACGAUCCAGACGUCGGAAUAAAUAGAAAGGUUGUAUAUUCUCUAGUGGACUCAGCCGAUGGGCAUUUUGCCGUAGACAUGUCAUCUGGAAUCAUCAUUUUAGAGCAACCUCUUGAUCGGGAAUUACAGUCUUCUUACAACAUUACAGUAAAAGCCUCAGAUCUGAGCCCCGUCUUGACCUUGUCUUCACUUGCCUUUGUGACCAUAACAGUCCUGGAUGUUAAUGACAACCCUCCUAUAUUUGAGCGGAGAGACUAUUGGGUCACCGUUGCUGAAGACACCACGCUUGGCACCAAAGUACUGUCUGUUUUUGCCGCAAGCAAAGAUAUUGGAACAAAUGCCGAAAUAUUGUAUAGCAUUAGGUCUGGAAACGAGCAUGCACAGUUCUUCAUCAACCCAAAAACAGGAGCCAUCUCAGUGGUUAAUACCCUGGACUAUGAAAACUGCAAGCGUUUUUAUCUGGUCGUUGAGGCCACAGAUGGAGGAUCUCCCCCACUCAGCGCCGUAACGACGGUGAACAUCAAUUUAACCGAUGUUAAUGACAACGCGCCCGUGUUCAGCCAAGAGGUUUAUAGCGCAGUCAUAAGUGAGGAUGCUUCUGUUGGGGAUUCUGUCGUUAUGGUGUUUGCUGAAGACCUGGAUAGCCCCCCAAAUGGACGAAUUAGCUUUUCCAUAGUAAACGGUGAUCAAGAUAAUCAGUUCGUGGUUGAUCCGAUUGUGGGCCUUAUCAAAGUAAAGGACAAACUGGAUAGAGAAAAGGUAUCAGGCUACUCGCUCCUCGUUCAAGCCAGAGAUAGCGGCGCCCCCGCGUUGUCAUCGACAGUAACUGUGAAUAUUGACAUUUCCGAUGUUAAUGAUAACAGUCCUCAGUUUACCCCAGCAAACUACAGUGCGGUUAUCCAGGAGAACAAGCCGGUUGGCACAAGUAUUGUGCAGCUUGUAGUGACAGACAAAGACUCUUUCCACAAUGGGCCGCCUUUUGAAUUCACUAUUAUAAGUGGCAACGAAGGUGGAGAAUUUCUACUGGACCAGAGUGGGGUUUUGCGAUCAGCUGUCGUUUUCCAACACACCAUAUCAGAUGAGCAUCUUCUCUGUGUACAGGUAAAAGAUUCAGGGAAACCAGCCUUGACUUCCCAAUCCUUCCUCCAUAUCAGAGUCAUUGAGGAGAGUGUCCAUAAGCCCUCGGCUAUCCCUCUGGAGGUUUACAUUGUGACCAUGGAAGAUGACUUUCCGGGGGGCGUCAUAGGCAAGAUCCACGCCACAGAUCAGGAUAUCUAUGAUGUGCUCUCGUACAAUCUGAAGUCGGAACAGAAAAGUUUGUUUAAAGUGAACAAUCACGAUGGGAAGCUUAUUGCUCUGGGGGGACUCGAUGGAGGCAAAUACACCCUGAAUGUCUCCGUGAAUGAUGGCCGAUACCAAGUAUCGAUAGAUGUAACCGUUCACGUGGAACAGUUGCGACAAGAAAUGCUGCAAAAUGCAGUUACUAUUCGUUUUGAGAAUAUCUCUCCCGAAGACUUUGUUGGCCUUCACAUGCAUGGGUUCCGCCGCACCCUGCGCAAUGCGGUCCUGACCCAAAAGGAGGACAGCCUCUACAUUAUCAGCAUUCAGCCGGUGGCCGGAACUAACCAACUUGACAUGUUGUUUGCGGUGCAAAUGCAAAGCGGGAGCUUCUAUAAACCUGCUUAUUUGAUUCAGAAGCUUUCAAAUGCAAGGAGACAUUUGGAAAAUGUGAUCCGUAUUUCGGCUAUCUUGGAAAAGAAUUGCUCGGGAUUGGACUGUCAGGAGCAGCACUGCGAGCAGACGCUGUCUAUAGAUUCCCAUUCGCUAAUGACGUACAGCACAGCAAGGAUUAGUUUCGUCUGUCCUCGCUUUUAUAGAAAUGUGCGCUGCAUAUGCAAUGGUGGGCUUUGCCCAGGAUCUGCUGAUCCCUGUAUGAAUAAGCCGUGCCCUGAGGAUAUGCAGUGCAUUGGGUAUGAAGUGAGCCGGAGGCCUUACAUCUGUCAGUGCCCGCCGGGCAAGCUUGGCGAAUGUUCAGGACAUACCUCUCUCAGCUUCUCUGGGAACAGCUACAUCAAAUACCGGGUCUCGGAGAACAGCAAGAAGCACGAGUUCAGUUUGGCCCUGCGGAUGAGGACGCUGCAAAAUAACGCCAUUAUCAUGUACACCAGGGCCAACCCAUGCAUGAUUCUCAAGAUCGUGGACGGCAAGCUGUGGUUCCAAUUGGACUGUGGCAGCGGCCCAGGAAUCCUGGGAAUUUCUGGCCGGACGGUGAACGAUGGGAACUGGCACUCGGUUUAUCUGGAUCUCAAUGGGAACUUCACAAGCUUGUCCCUGGACGACAGUUACGUGGAGCGGCGCAAGGCCCCCUUCUACUUCCAGACCCUGAGCCCCGACAGCGCCAUUUAUUUCGGGGCGCAGGUGCAAGUGGAGAACGUCCGCAGCCUCACCGACAAGAGGAACACGCAGGUCCUGGGCGGCUUCCAGGGGUGUCUGGACUCCGUUGUCCUGAAUAACAAUGAGCUGCCCCUCCAGAACAAGCGCAGCAGCUUCGCAGAAGUGGUCGGCCUGACGGAAUUAAAGCUUGGCUGCGUUCUCUAUCCGGACGCCUGCGAGAGGAAACCCUGCCAGAACGGAGGCAGCUGUACCAACGUGCCCUCUGGUGGCUAUCAGUGCGCUUGUCCAUCUCAAUUUAUAGGGAAGAACUGUGAGUCGGAGAUCACGGCCUGCUACCCAAACCCAUGCCGGAAUGGGGGGACCUGCGACCCCAUAGGGAGCUCCUUCAUCUGCAGCUGCAGGACGGGCCUGAGGGGCUUAACGUGUGAAGAAGAUAUCAAUGAAUGUGAAAGGGAAGACUGCGAAAAUGGCGGAACUUGCGUCAACGUAUUUGGAUCGUUUUUCUGUAACUGCAGUCAUGGAUAUGUUGGACAGUACUGCGGCCUCAGACCGGUAGUAGUGCCCAAUAUACAGGCAGGUCAUUCCUACGUCGGCAAAGAAGAGCUUAUUGGCAUAGCGGUGGUGUUGUUUGUUAUCUUCGUCCUUAUCAUCCUCUUUAUUGUAUUUCGGAAGAAGGUAUUUAGGAAAAACUACUCUCGUAAUAACAUCACUCUUGUGCAAGACCCGGCCACUGCAGCCUUGCUCAACAAAACCAAUGGCAUUCAGUUUAAAAACUUGCGUAGCGGUGGAGACAGUCGGAACAUAUACCAAGAGGUUGGUCCUCCACAGGUGCCUGUUAGACCCAUGGCUUACACGCCCUGCUUUCAAAGUGAUUCAAGAAAUAACCUGGAUAAAAUGGUAGAUGGCCUUGGCGUAGAGCAUCAGGAAAUGACAACUUUUCAUCCUGAGUCUCCUCGGAUACUGACAGCUAGAAGAGGUGUGGUGGUGUGUAGUGUGGCUCCAAAUCUUCCAUCAGUGUCUCCAUGUCGGUCAGACUGUGACUCCAUCAGGAAGGGGGCCUGGGACACAGGAAAUGACUGUAAGGGGCUGGAUGCCACUGAAGAGGUGACCUGCUUUGUGGGAAGCAAUAAAGGCAGCAACUCUGAAAACCAAUCUCUAAACUCCUUUCAGUCAGAUUCGUGUGAUGAUAAUGCCUCCAUAGUGACUGUCAUACAUCUAGUCAACAAUGUUGUUGAUACUGUUGAAAAUGAAGCUUCGGUUGUGGACCAAGGACAAAAUUACAACAGAGCCUAUCAUUGGGACACGUCGGACUGGAUGCCCAACGAUCGCCUGUCUGACAUUGAAGAGGUUCCCAACUAUGAAGCAACCGAUGGAACAUCAGCUCACCAUGGAAGCACGCGAGAACUGGAAACAGAUUAUUACCUGGGUGGUUAUGACAUUGACAGUGACUACCCGCCUCCACAGCAUGAAGACUAUUUAAGCCAAGAUCAGCUUCCGCCUCCACUUCCAGAAGAUUUUCCAGAACAUUAUGACACCCUACCUAAAUCCCAGCCAGUGUCUGUGGCAAGCACACUUAGUCCUAAUUGCAGACGGCGGCCACAGUUCCAUCCCAGCCAAUACCUUCCACCCCAUCAUUUAUCCAAUGAAAUUGAGACAGCUGUUACACAACCUGGCCACUCGUUUAGUACUUUUGCUCCAGGCCCAAACCAAAAAUUGGAAAAGACAAGCACAGAUAAUGUAUCUUUAACCUUGCACAAUUCCGUGGGUGCUUCUUUAUCAGAUGUCUCAGCGAGCUGUGGGUUUGAGGAUACAGAAUUAGCCAUAAGUGACUAUGAAAGUUUGGAUGACUUCAACAUGGAUCACUCUCACAUUCCCUACAUGGAAACCCAACAUCAGACACAAGUGUAAAGAUACAUAUGACUUAGAUAUGACGAGGAGAUCGUAUAGACAAAAGUGCAAUGCAAAAAAAAAAAACGCAUAGUGUAACACUCCUUUGCCAAUGACGAUGAUGAUGAUGAUGAUCAAACAAACCCACUUGUUUGUAUCUUACAAAUAUAACUGUCGAGAGCGCAAACAGUAUUGGGUAAUAAAAUUCCUUCAUCUAAAAGGUCCAAAAGGACCUGAUUUAUUAUUUCACUUUGGGAAAAAGUCAAUUGUUGACGGUAAUAAACAUAUAAAAUAUCAAGCAUUCAUAGAAAAUUGAUGACUAAAAGCAACUGGAAGGAGUAUAAAGAUAACGCAUUACAUUAAGCACUAAGGCUGUGUAAGGACGGCCCACUUUAGAAAUGUUUACUGGAAUAGCACAAAAAUGAAAAAAAAAAAAAAUGCUUCAAUGGGUGCUGAAAAUAGAAUUUAGAAAUUGAAAGCAUUGUGUUACUUUACCCAGGAAGUCUUCUGCUCCAAGUGUUUAAUGGAUACGCUACUAACGGCGGUACUAUAUGUGUGUAUGUAUAGGACAACUAAAUGCUAGCCAUAAUAGUAUGAAUACUAUUUAAAGAAUGUGCGUGCCUUCUCCGUACUGGCUUUAUUUGGUUCAUUUGGUCCAUUUCUACUCUUUAAAAGCAAUAGGUGUCACUUGUCCUAGAAGCUCCGUGGUGCCAACACCUGGAGAUCUUACAGUCGUGGCUUUUUUUCCUUUGAUCUUGGCGGGCAGCGCGGCAAGGUCCAACGCCAAAGGGUUAAGCCUUUGUUUUAAACCAUCGAAAUAGUAUUUCGAAUAUGACUGCCAACCUGGGCAUCUGAAAUGAUGGAAGCAAUAAAACUGGGUACGUUGUAUUGUCUGUUGGUGGUAGUCGUUGGCAGUAUUGUACAUGGCAGAUUGUUCCUUUUAUCAGUAUUUUUGUACAGAUUUCGUUUCAAUUCGAAGAAACACGAGGGUGGAAUUCUUAAGACAGUAGACAUUUAUUUUAUUACAAGGGGGUGGGGGGGAAUGGUGUCAUCCCAAUGUGCCACACUAGACUGAUCAAAGCAAAGUGAUUUAUGGAGGUCAAAAAUACAUUCACGGUUCCUUCAAAAUCUGUGAAA